CAUAAGUCCGAUGUCGUACUUUAUAUGAUGUUUAGUGAACUCAAGUGGAUGGAUCAGUUUUUGGGAGUCGAGGACGAUGCCUGACAAGAAUAGAACGAGAACGCAAGGAGUGGGCUCGUUCAUCAAGGCAGCAUUUUUACAGUAGUCACAGAACAAAAGUAGUCGUUGAUGGCGUCCAAAGGAAACGAAAAGGAGAUCGAUUACGUCUCGAAGCAAGCUAACCUCACUGCACAGAUCGAGAGUGAGCGCCAAGCUGCCAAAAAAUGGUGGGAUGAGUACGGCAUGUGCUACCUGGAGAACGCGCGGCCAGAAGACUUUACUUACGAUAAUCGUGUCCUGGCACUCAAGAAGAAACUCGACGAUCCCAAAUUUCAACAUGCAGCAUUGCAUACAACAAGCACAGAUUAUGGAUGCAGACCGCCGUUCAAGGAAUGCAGAAAGAAGAUAUGAACCUUUAGGUGGAGCAAGGCUAACGUUAUAACACUCGUUGGAUAAAGUAUACGAUCGAACAAUAUGACUGGAAUUUGCCCGCC
Messenger RNA from Phytophthora nicotianae INRA-310, 533 nucleotides. RefSeq lists its product as hypothetical. The coding region runs from base 169 to 450 and encodes 93 amino acids. Lineage: Eukaryota; Oomycota; Peronosporomycetes; Peronosporales; Peronosporaceae. The record is from RefSeq and is a predicted model, not a curated record. The transcript has 2 exons.